GGUUCAAUCCGCCAUUAAAGAUCAGUAGAAGAAGAAGGACACUUCGCUAUUUUAACGUCUCAGUUUGUCUUUUCUUCGGCUGUCUACGUCAUUUCGGUGUUUUUACCUAAAAGUGAGAGUUUGCGCCUGGAGGCAGUUCGGUGUUCCGUCUAGUUUAUCUGAGGAACCUUCCUCCACAGGCGUCCAUCAUGUCCCGUGACUACCCGUUCCGCCCGCCGCCAUCGGACUCGGACCUGCGGCCCGACCCGCGGCGCCACGGCGCUGGAGCAGAGCCGGACUUUUACCGGCAGCCUGCGGAGUCUUUCUCCUCCUCCUCCUCGUCCAGGAGCGGGGGGGCGGCCCCCGGCCCCCAGGACUCGGUGCUGAGCCUGCUGAGCAGCUGCGGCCUGGAGCCUGAGGACCUGUCUCUGCUGGCCAAGCUUCCUGAGGACGUCCUCACCGUGGAGUCUCUUCCUCACAUCCUCAACCAGAUCAAAGGGAAGAAGGAGGCCUUCGCUCCUCGCUCUCCUCCUCGCCACUUCCCCCAGCGGCCGGGGGCCCUCCAAGCUCCGCCCCCCUCCUUCAAGCCCCUUAGCUCCGCCCGCUGGCCCCCCGCCGGCCCCGCCUCCAGAGACUGGGAGGACCGCAGGCCGCCGGUCCGGUACCCGCUGCGCGUCCCCUCCCCCCCCGCGCCUCCUGAGUCUCAGCGGGACCGCUGGCCGGGUCGGCGGCCCGCUGCCAGGUCGCCGCCGCCUUUCCCCUCCAGGCGCGCCGUGGACCGAGACCUGCGGCCCCGGGCCCCCGCUUACGGUAGGGAAGCUUCUUCUUUCGGCGCGGCGGGGCCGCUGGACAGAACACGCCCUCCUCGCUUCUCCGGAUCCGCCGACCGCAAAGCGCCUCCUCCUCUUGGCGAGCGGCGCCACGAGUCCAAGUCGGCCCCCGGCAGCCGGGCCCCCGGCGCCCUGCCUUCUAAGAAACAAGCCCUGGACUUCCACGGGACGCUGCCGGCCGUCUUCCCGUACUCGUGCUCUCUGUGUGACAUCACGGUCCUGUCAGAGAAGACGUGGACCCAGCACGUCAACGCCACCGUCCAUGCAGACGGCCAGCUCAACCUGCUGCAGAGGUUUCCCAGCUGGGACUGUCGCCUGGAAAGAGUUGGCAGCGACGAUGACCCACCAAGCCAGUGGAAAGAGGCACCGAGGCAGGCCGCAGCAACGUCCAGAACCAGUCAGAACCGAGCAGAUCCACAAACAUCCAAGAAGCAGCAGAAGGCGUCAGAUAAAGGGAAGGUGGUCUGUGCCAAGUUCCCCCCCCAGUCGGUGGAGGAGGCGGGUCUGAGGAAACUCAUCGAGCCGUUUGGGAAAAUAGGAAAGAUCCUCAUGUUUCCAUCUCUGGCGUUUGUGGAGAUGGGUUCCUGCGAUCAGGCGAAGGAUCUUGUGAAGUUCUACAGCAGUUCUGAUAAGGCGGCCGGGAAGGAGAAGGUGGAGUUCAGCAUCUCCAACGCCUUCAGCUUCCUGCAGAGCUCUCAGGUGGUGAGCUUCACUCCGGCGCCGACCGGCGAGGACGGCCGGUCCGACCUGCUCAGCAUCGCCAAACGCUUCGGAGAGCCGCUCUACACGCUCUUCCUGCCGUCCCAGGCGUUUGUGGAGAUGAAGGUUUCUGCAGAAGCUCAGAAGAUGGUGGACUUUUACUCCUGCAGCGCUCUGAGGAUCAACGGCGCCACCAUCCAGGUGGCCUUCUCCUCAGAGUACCGCACCCUCAUGCGGGUUCCCUCAGCCCAGAAGUACGAAGAAGAACCGAGCGAGACCAGGGAGUCCAGCAGGGACCAGAGAACCGGGUCCAGAGACGGGUCCAGGGAAGGCAGGCGGAAAAGAAGCGGUUCUGGAGACGGAAAGGGAAAAGGCAGCAGAACCAGGUCCAGGUCCAGAGAGAAAUCCAGAACAAGAUCCAGCCAGCAAAAGAGGUCCAAAUCCAAAGAACGGGACAGCACCGGUUCCCCCAAGCAGAGCCAGUCUGAGAAAAAGCCCAAAGAACCAGAGAACUCGGGUCCGGUUCUCCUCCCCUGCUCAGAGGAACCUCAGAAGGAGGAAGGUGUUUCCAUCAAGACCCAAGCUGCCGAGGAGGAGGAGGAGAUGGGCGAUGAAGAUCGGUCCACGGCAGACGAGAGCGACAUCGAGGGGAUGGAGGUGAUCGCUGAGGACGAGGACAACCUGGACAGCCUGGAGGAGGACAGAGAGCAGAGGGAGCGACCAGAACCUCCUGCUGCAGAAGAGCAGAAGCUGGAGGAGAAGGAGGAGCAACCGGAGCUGCUGGAGGAGGAAGCAGAAUUCCCGCUGGACCUGGAGAACUGCAUCACUCUGGAUGAGCUGCAGAGUGACGAUGAAGAUGAAGGUCCUCCUGCUGACGGAGACUCGGAGGGGUCCGGACGGGUUCUGUUCUUCAGCGCCAUGCCGCCGCAGUUCGCCGACUCGGACUUCAUCGCCCCGAUGAGGCGCUUUGGGACGGUGGUCCGUUACCUCCUGAUCCAGAACCGACAACAGGGUUUUGUCGAGAUGUCGACUUCCUCUGAAGCUCUGAAAGCUGCUGAAGAGCUGCGGUCCAAACCCGUCUACGUCAGCGGAACCAGAAUCAUCGGCACCUUGGCUCAGAACUCCUCGGGUCUCGCCAACGGGUGGCCGGUUCCAGAAGAGGAGAGCGGACCCGCCGCCUCAGAACCGGACCAGAACACCCGGUCCAGAAGGGACCCAGAGGAAGAGCUGUGCCAACCAACUGGAGAGACAUCUGAAACGGGUCUGGAGACGCCUGGAACGGCGCCGGAACCGCUCACACCGAGUCCAGAGCUGGAGGCCCGGUCCCACGAAGCCACAGAAACAUCUGGAAAGGUUCUGGAGGAACGGGCCUCCUGCAGAACAGGAUCCAGAACCGUGGAGCAGGAAGCGGUACUGAACCCAGAGACGUCUGCCGAAGGUCCGGAAACACCAGAGAACGGUUCUGAUGAUGAAAGCAGACGCAGGAGGGAGCCCGCCUCCAGAACCGCUCCAGAUGCACCAAAGAGGAAAGGUUCUGAGGUCCACUCUGUGCCGGCCAAAACCCUCAGAACCCAGGAAGCUGCAGAGCAGCCGGACCCAACAUCAGAACCAGAGGCUGACAGAGAGAAGAACCCAGAACCACAGGCAGACGCGAACAAUCCAGAAAGUCCAGAACCACCUGAACAGGAGGCGGGCCCGGCGGCACCAGCAGAGGGCGCCACUGAGCCACAGAGACCCGCAGAACCCGUCGGCGUGGAGUUCGUGCGUCCCGUGGUGGGCUACUUCUGCCACCUGUGUCAGCUGAUCUUCAGCGACGAGGACGAAGCCAAGCUGCAGCACUGCAGCACGCCGGCCCACUACAGCAAGUACCAGGAAAAGACGGGCAGAGAGACCCCUGGGUGAAGUGACUUGGCGCUGUGGACCAGAACCAGUUUAAUUUAUUUCACCGCAACUCAGAAGAACCUGCUGCUGUAAAUGUGCAAAAGUUGGAAAUAAAUAAAGUUCAAAUCUGA
Messenger RNA from Fundulus heteroclitus (mummichog), 3520 nucleotides. It is a transcript of the gene matr3l1.1, whose product is annotated as matrin 3-like 1.1. Gene Ontology annotation, cellular component: nucleus. Lineage: Eukaryota; Metazoa; Chordata; Actinopteri; Cyprinodontiformes; Fundulidae. Bases 189 to 3410 code for a protein of 1073 amino acids. The transcript is spliced from 22 exons. Gene Ontology annotation, molecular function: RNA binding; zinc ion binding. The record is from RefSeq and is a predicted model, not a curated record.